Molecule: messenger RNA, 897 nt
Organism: Fimicolochytrium jonesii
Lineage: Eukaryota; Fungi; Chytridiomycota; Chytridiomycetes; Spizellomycetales; Powellomycetaceae
Exons: 6
Coding region: 1-897 (298 amino acids)
Biological process (GO): S-adenosylmethionine biosynthetic process
Cellular component (GO): methionine adenosyltransferase complex
Molecular function (GO): methionine adenosyltransferase regulator activity
Source: RefSeq, a predicted model, not a curated record
AUGACAACCGAGCGUCACCUCAUUUUCGGAGCGAAAGGCUGGAUUGCCGGUCUGCUCGCCGAACUUCUCAAGAAGCAAGGAAAGGAGGUCAAAGGAACCACCGUCCGCCUGGAGGACAGGGAGGCCGUGCUCAAGGAACUGGACGAGUACAAGCCUACGCGAGUAUACAACUGCGCUGGAGUUACCGGUCGCCCCAACGUCGACUGGUGCGAGGACAACAAAGAGGCCACCAUUCGCAGCAAUGUCAUCGGAACUCUCAACUUGGCCGAUGCCACGUUCUUGCGCGGGAUCCACAUGACCAACUUCGCCACUGGUUGCAUUUACGCUUACGAUGAGAAGCAUCAGUUCCACGGUGUUGGCUUCACUGAGGAGGAUGAGCCAAACUUCACUGGGUCUUACUACAGUUAUACCAAGGGUCUUGUGGAGAAGAUCAUCAAGCAAUACAACAAUGUCCUCACGCUGCGCCUGCGUAUGCCCGUGUCCGAUGACCUCAACCCCAGGAACUUUGUCACGAAGAUAACCAAAUACGAACGCGUUGUCGACAUCCCCAACUCCAACACCAUCCUCUACGACCUCCUCCCCGCCGCCCUCGCAAUGGCCGAGAACAAGCUGACCGGCGUCUACAACUUCACAAACCCCGGCGCCAUCUCCCACAACGAAGUCCUCGCCGCUUACAAAAAGCACGUCGACCCCAACUUCACUUGGAAGAACUUUUCCCUGGAGGAGCAAGCCAAGGUCAUCAAGGCUGGGCGGAGCAACUGUGAGCUGGACACGACGAAGUUGACUACGGCUUUGGGCAAGCUUGGGAUUAAGGUCCCUGAGGUGCAUGAGGCGUAUGAUCAGUGCUUCCAGCGCAUGGCGAAGCACUUGAAAAAUGGUACUCAGCACUCGUGGUAG